This is a messenger RNA of Coprinopsis cinerea okayama7#130, 1269 nucleotides long. RefSeq lists its product as hypothetical. Bases 1 to 1269 code for a protein of 422 amino acids. NCBI's taxonomy places the organism in Eukaryota, Fungi, Basidiomycota, Agaricomycetes, Agaricales, Psathyrellaceae. The transcript has 6 exons. The record is from RefSeq and is a predicted model, not a curated record. Gene Ontology annotation, cellular component: membrane.
AUGGACUCGACCCGGUCUCCUCACCUCAUCGUCAGGAUCAGGACGAUCAUCUUUGGCAUCAGUCUACUGUUCACACUCAUCGCACUGGGAACAUCGGCGGCCUUCAUCGCCUUUGUCGACAAGGGUGCUAAAGCCCUUGGGUUUCUUGGUGGUUCCUCCAGCUUUAAUGUGGGAUCCUUCGCCCACCUCGUUUUAGCCACGAGCGUUAUCACUCUCAUUUCUGUACCCCUUCUCUACUGGUUUGGGCGCCAGAAACACGCCACCUUCAAAGCUCAGAUUUUCGUCGAACUACCUUCUAUUUGUAUCAUCUGGAUCCUUUGGAUUGCGAGCGCAGGCCAAACAGCCCAAUUUGAGCCAGUCUUCCGCUUGACGGGCUGCUCUUCUUCAAGCCGCGACUUUGGCUUCGAUAGCAUCGACCAGGGGCCCACGACAUGCCACGAAGGUCGCGCCAUGAUGGCGUUCAGCUUUUUGAACUGGUUACUCUUCAUGUCCUACGCAUUUAUCCUCGCCCUCUAUGUCUUCAAAGCUCAACACAGCACUGGGACGUCAACGGUGUGGUUCUCUUCCGUCGAGACGUUCGAUUGGAACGGGGCUUUACUUGGUGGUGCCAACCACGCUGCUAAGGCCGCUGCUGUCAACAACGUUCAUUCAGCUCAGGGUGGUAACGGAGCUUACAAUGGCAAUUCUCCAAACGGGACCGUUUAUAACUCUCAUGGCAAUGGUGUCGUUUCUAUCUUUCUAUCCCGCUUCUCCAAGCGCCAUCCUAAACCCCUAGAGAUGUUCAUCUCGUCCGAAUUUAGCCCCAAGUCGACCUCAUCUUCGCAGCUUUAUGACCAAUGCGGUCUCUGUGGCCAAUAUCACGAUACUGGAGGUUACUUGUACGAAGGCUCGUUCUCCGAUAGCUCUUCCGAGUAUCAGGAAACUUUGACGGACGCUACUGGCGACUCUGGCUACGAAAGCGAACCUGACUUUGAUGCCUUCUCGACCAAAGCUCUUAUCCACUACACUUUCGAUGACGACGACUCUUCCGAAUCCGAAGCCAUAGAGGAUCUUCAGUCCAACUCAGAAGGCUCUGAGACACUCUUCGGCACCAUAUCCCAGUACUCCGAUGAUACGCUUGCAGAGGACGAGUUUCCUAACUUUGGCUAUCGGCAAACCGAGAGGUGGCGCCAGUGGGCACAUUUUGUUUCUGUCGUAUCUCAAGAAUUUCAGAGAACUGGGCAGAUCACAACCGCGAUCUCCACCAGUUGUAACCUGACCCGCAAUUAA